This is a messenger RNA of Fimicolochytrium jonesii, 1405 nucleotides long. RefSeq lists its product as uncharacterized. Bases 184 to 1239 code for a protein of 351 amino acids. The transcript is spliced from 6 exons. The record is from RefSeq and is a predicted model, not a curated record. Lineage: Eukaryota; Fungi; Chytridiomycota; Chytridiomycetes; Spizellomycetales; Powellomycetaceae.
CCUAAGGACCCCAACGUUUUUAAGCGAGGAUCGAUUAUUGAUUCGCAUUCCACUGCAGUUGGCAAGAACCGAAGAAGCGAAAUCAUACCAGUAGUAAGCAAACGCUUUCAUCGUUCCUCUUGACACCGUCAUCAUAACAAUCAAAACUUACAACCUGAAAGCAGCUCGCCACGAACAAACGCCAUGCCAAAAUCCGCCGUCUCAUCACGCGCACCACAACAGGAGUCUGCUCAUCACACAGCAAGGGUUCAGCAUUCCGAGCAUGACGCUCCCCGACGGCGAAGUUGGGAGGACAAGCCGGGAGGAGUGCUGCCUACGCCGACAUCAACGACGCGGCCGCAAAUUUUUGGGGAUGCGAAAACCGGUCGGCGGGAGAGCGCCUCUCGGCCAUUGAGCGCGCGGCUCGGCCAUAUAGAAAAUGCGUCCAACGGACAACCCGGGCAAAUCACGCAAAGCCGAUCAGCAGCCUCCUUUGGAUCCGCCGAUCCCUCCUACCCCCUAAAACAGCGACGUCAUCUCUCGGCAGACACCUCCACGCUGUUAUCUCCCACAUCGCCACCUCCAGGGGGCGCGGAGGACGCCGAUGGGAAGGAGGUAGGCCUGCGAGCGGAGAUGCUCGCACUGUACAAGCAGAUCAAAAGCCUGAAAGCGGCGAACCCACCGGAUCGGGACGAGGAGUUCUUGAGGGCGCUCGUGGCGCGAUACAAGAAGAUCAAGGCGCAGGUUCGACCGGCCGAGGCCCUCCCAACCCCCCUCAGCUCGACCACCUCCCCCGCUCUCCCUCUUCCACCCACUCACCUCGCCCUCGAGCGUCUCCACCUCCUCCGGCAACACCACCGGCGUCCCUCGGACAUUUCGCAGAUGACAUUUCAGCAAUGCCAGAGCGAGAAAUCGGAACUGAAAAACGAGCUGGUGCUUCUGAAGGCGAUCUAUAAAAAGACACCCUCGUCAACGGAGGAGGAGAAAAAGGUCGCUAGAGGGCUUUGGAAGCGUUAUGUGGAGGUGCGGAAGAGGUGUGAGGAGGCUGAGGGUGAGAGUGGGGGUAUGGAUCGGGAAGUCUUAGAAGCCCUGGAACUAGAGAAGAAAGGCAUCCAGCUUCGCCUACGCCGUUUCCAAGACGAUUUCAAGCGCACCAACGGGCGGGCGGUGCGGACUGCGCAGGACAGGCAACCUAUUGCGCAGUCUUAUCGGCGGUAUCAGGAACUCAAAACGCAGAUUGCGGCAAUGAAGGCUUGUUAGAAGGCGCGGCUGGGUGACUGUAUCAUACGUAUGGUUUUAUGUACGCAGUCUCAUUUUUGGGGGUUAUGCCCAUGCUCAGCCUGAUGAGCUGCAUCUACUGUUCUUUCUGAUGUACAAAGUUUGUUGAUUUAUAUGGGAGCGACUGUAAUGUCAAGUUGUAUUGUGA